Lytechinus variegatus (green sea urchin) is the source of this 2266-nucleotide messenger RNA. RefSeq names its product contactin-associated protein-like 2. The transcript has 6 exons. Bases 133 to 1125 code for a protein of 330 amino acids. Lineage: Eukaryota; Metazoa; Echinodermata; Echinoidea; Temnopleuroida; Toxopneustidae. The record is from RefSeq and is a predicted model, not a curated record.
AAAGCAGUAAAUUAGUUUGGAAAGUAAUCAAGUAAUUAGUUUGAUUGAAUAGAUGGCUAGGUACGAUUACAAUAUAGGAUUCAUUCUCCCUCGCACGGUGAAAUUGAAAUUUACCACACAUUAAAUAUUUUGAUGAUAAGGGAUGCUGAUAUCAUCGAUGGUGGAGUGUCGACAACAAUAAUGAUGGCUCUUAUUUCGGCGUUUACAUGGUUAAUGAUGGUGUCGAUGAUGAUGACGAUGAUGAUGUCGUGGAUAAUCGCUGCGUCUGUGGGCAAUAAUCCCAGUCAGUGUUUGCUACCAUGUCCGAAAAUCAACUCAACAUCAGGAGACACCAUUCAACUAAUCCCUAAACAUCUUUUCCAGAAAAAUGAGAGUAACCACGUCACACUGUUUGGAUCAUCUACAUUGAUGUUGUUCUGCAAAAUUCCGAAUUGUCUGUCAUCACCAUGUAAAAAUCAAGGUACAUGUUUAGAGACGGAUUAUUCUUACGAGUGUUUGUGCACUGAAGGAUAUUGUGGAGAUAACUGUGAGCGUCGAGUGAGAUUAUGUGCUGAUCUGAAGGAACCCAAUUCAACAGGAACGUUUCGUAUUGAUCCAGACGGUCAAAAUGGAAACAUUUCUGAUUUCGUGCAAGUUGAAUGUCGAAAUGGCGUAACCGUCAUUCCCCACGACAUUAUCGGCGAACAAGCCGUCCCUCGAGGCUAUGAAAGACUAGGAUCGUACCAACGGAAUGUGGUAUACACCCUACCUUUGGAUAUCAUUGUGGCGAUCAUUAACAACGCCAGGAGCUGUAGGCAAUAUGUCAGGGCAACCUGCAACAACGUCUUCAUCGUGAAGGGAAAUAGACAAAAUAUUUACUGGAUCUCUAGACAAGGCACCAUCAUGAGGAAUUGGGGAGAUGCACCAAGCCAUGUUCGUGGAUGUAUUUGUGGCUUAAAUAAUACUUGUUACAACACAGGAUCAUAUUGCAAUUGUGAUGAUUCCGUUGGCAAUAGUGCACCAUUAACAGACGAAGGUUUCCUGACGGACAGAACACGACUUCCGGUCAUCAGAUUACAUUUCGGCGACACCGGAGGACCUGACGAAAAGAUUUAUUAUGAACUUGGAUUUCUCGAAUGUGAAUGAGGAUUCAGUCCGAUCAUCAGAAUAUGACGGGAUAUGGUUAUCAUUUUGACAAAUAAAAUUAUCAAAUUAUUCGAAUAUACAGUAUUAAAUUCAAUUGUGAAAAGGAUCGUUGUCAUUGAUAUUGUCUUGAAGAUGGCCUACUGUAUAAUCGACGAGUUAUUAUGUUACAAGUGACUUAUUGAAAAUGUAUUGAAACAUAGCAGCCUCAGUUGGAAUAACACUGAAAUCGCACUCGUAUACAAUUUCUGACGUCUUUUGCCUCAAAAUGGUCAAUUAUUUUAAAAAUUAUUUUACUUUCUUAUGCGAAACCCUCCGUCUCUGGGGCCCUCUUCUAUUUGUAAUACACGUGUAACAGUAUUACACAUUUUUCGUUUCAUUGGAGAGCAUUUAUCAAAAUUUUGUUGCAUGAUUGACACUUUCCACGAUUGUGAUUGGCUGAGAAGCACUGUUACUAUGGCAGCUGUCGAAUAAAACGUCCUACAAGUGUUUUUGUGAAACAUGAAUAACUUCUCAUUAAUACAUUUUACCUCCUUGAACCCCAGAAAGUCAGGAUAAAGGGAAGCGCUUUUUUUAUUUACUUUUCCAUCAAGUGUGAUUAUUCAAUAUCAUAUACAAAGCCGGAGAGGAAAAAUUCAGAAUUUGAAGGAGGGCCCGGGUUAAGUGUAACAAUUUGAUUCCAAUAUUUCUGACUGAAAUCAUUUCUGAGAUAUGUGUGUUACAACCGAAAGAUACCUGAAGAAGUAUAUUCUGCAUCAUAACCACUCCCCUAUUUUUAGUUGUAUAACUUUAAGAAUACUUCAGAGCUCUCAAGCUAUGGCUCUAGGUUUCUGUAGGAUUGGGCAAACAAAGUAUUACCAUGAAGAAUUGAGAAUAUGCACCAUGUUCGUGGAUGUGGGAUUGAUAAAAGAAUGAAAUUAACAGGACAAUAAUAUUCAUUUGUGCACUUAUAAACAUCUAUCCUCGUGAAUAUAUAGAUUUCAUUUAGUAAUUUUAUAUCGUUAUGAAGUUAUAGGUUUGUCGAUGCUUUUGGACAUUUUUUUCUCUCUGAGUUACGAAGAAUGAUUUUCAUAGUUUAACUCAAAUCUGUUUUUAAUGCUUUCUAAUUUAUGAUAUUUUGUUUAAAGGCUGAAAAUAAUCUGAU